Molecule: messenger RNA, 1316 nt
Organism: Brachypodium distachyon (stiff brome)
Lineage: Eukaryota; Viridiplantae; Streptophyta; Magnoliopsida; Poales; Poaceae
Exons: 2
Coding region: 106-1137 (343 amino acids)
Source: RefSeq, a predicted model, not a curated record
GUUCACUGGCACUCUGGCAGCAUAGCGUGCUCUGCAGUCUGGAGUCUCGGAAGCAGGGGAAAUCGAACAGUCCAAGUCGAGGAAUAUUGGGAAUUUCUCUCCAGCAUGUACACGCUGAGAGAUUUCCUGGGUUUCUUCCUGGGAGCAGGGAUCACGGCAGCCUUUGUCGUGCUGUUGCUGCCCCCUCCUCCGUGCCCGUGCAGCGGCGUCCUGCCGGCAGGUCAGGAGCUGGCCUUAUUGGACAACGGAAGCCAAGCAGAUCCCAGCAUAAAGAAUCUCAGCAUGCUGCAGGCCGUGAAUGCGCCUAAAGACGACCUUGCCGAGCUGCUGAGAAGCGCGGCCAUGGAGGACGACACCAUCAUCAUGACUUACACGAACGAGGCGUGGACGCUGCCGGGCUCGCUCCUGGACCUCUUCCUGGAGAGCUUCCGCAUCGGCGUGAAGACGCAGCCCCUGCUGAAGCACCUGGUCAUCGUGACCGUGGAUGCCAGGGCGUUCGAGCGGUGCCAGCACGUGCACCCGUUCUGCUACUUGCUCGCCGCGGCCGGCACCGGCGUGGACUUCGCGGGGGAGCAGUCGUUCAUGGCCGGGGACUACCUGGACAUGAUGUGGAUGCGGAACAAGUUCCAGUCCCGGGUGCUGGAGCUGGGCCACGGCUUCGUGUUCACGGACGUGGACAUCGUGUGGUUCCGGAACCCGCUGCUGCGCAUCCCCGUCGGCGCCGACAUCGCAGUCUCCUGCGACUGGUUCUACGGCGACAACCCGUAUGACCUCAACAAGUCGACCAACGGCGGGUUCCUGUACGCGAGGUCGAGCGCGCGGACGCGGGCCUUCUUCGCGGACUGGUACGAGGGGAGGAACCGGAUCCCGGGAGCGCACGAGCAGUACGUGUUCGACAAGGAGAAGCACGAGCUGGCGGAGCGGCACGGGGUUACGGUGCAGUUCGUGGACACCACGUACCUCAACGGCCAGUGCGAGCCCAAGAAGGACUUCUACAAGGUGUGCACGUUCCACGCCAACUGCAUCGUCGGGCUCAAGAAUAAGCUGCAGAAGCUCGUGGAAGUGCUCGGCGAGUGGAAGCAGUUCAAGGCACAGCAGGAGCUGCUCGGCAGCAACAGCACUGUGCUCACCAACUGAAAGGGCACAACCCGAAAUGGAAUAUCCAUAUGUUUUUUCAGUGUUUAGGGCUUAUUUGAUUCAAAGGUUUUCUACAGGAAUCUUGGAGAAUUUUUGUAUCCUUAAGGUUUUUCUUAUAUUGAUUUGUGAGAUAUACUGAAUCCCAUGAAAAAUAUUCCUAAAGAUUUACUUGCACUACA